Molecule: messenger RNA, 1011 nt
Organism: Caenorhabditis bovis
Lineage: Eukaryota; Metazoa; Nematoda; Chromadorea; Rhabditida; Rhabditidae
Source: the annotation of a GenBank genome assembly
AUGUUCGAAGUCAAUCGAACGGUGAAUUCGUCGAUCAUCGAUGGAUUCGAGGAUCUCAUCACUUAUCACAUCGUGAAUGCUUCCCUUGGUGCCAUUUCGACAAUCGUCAACACUCUUUUACUUGUCAUUUUUCUAUCGCACCGCCCAUUUCGAACAAGAUAUGUGCUUCUCAUAAUUCUAUGCGUCGGUGACUUGGUAAACAGCAUCGCCAUCGUGUUAACCGGCCUAAAUCGAAUCGAACUCUAUUCGACGUCGAUUAAAACCUUGACAAUUCCAGUCAGGACCACGAUAGAAUGCGCAUUAGAGCCAUGGCUAAUUCUCAAAUUGAUAGGCGACAUUUUGAUCCCAAUUGCAACAUUUUGGAUGGGUGUCGAGCGAUUAGUUGCCAUUCUUUUCCCGAUUUUCUAUCGUUUUUCGGUUGACGGAAAAGCCAUAAAAUACCUCGUCAUCCCAGUAAUCAGUCUCCUAUUCGUUGCCCUCGCGAUUCUUGUCGCCUUCUUCAUCGCAUUGUCCGAAAUUCAUGAAGCACCAUAUCAUUGCGGUCGGAAAGCAGCUUUUGGUGAAGGAUUCGGCACAUUCAUUUACUGUUGCAAUAUCACUUGCAACGUCAUCAGUACCAUAUUUGCCACAUUGGCAUACAUCAAAGCGGUUAAGCUCUCAAAAACUCAGCCUCGAAUGCAACGACAAGUCAACAUAAUCCGUUAUUAUCUUCUGAUCUCAGCCCUUUCUACUUUGCUCGUCUCCCUUCCGAACGCAAUUGCUCUCUUCCAACUUUAUGUUCAAAAGGUGAGCGACAAAUUGUCAAAGCCAGCAUAUUGGAUGCAAACUAUUAACUCUGGAAUCCAUUUCUUUGUUUAUUUGGCAUUGAACAAGGAAUUUCGUGCCAGGACCUUCCGUAUGUUCCACCUUAUUCAAUCGGAAGACAUGUCCAUAUCAAAGAAUCGAUCUCCCGAGGAUUGCGAAACUCCAUUGCGCGGUUCGCACAAGACCCUAACUGCGCGGGUGGUCUGA